ACAUGAAUAAACGUGCAGCUUGUUUGCUUUUACGUACGGCAAACUAGAGUACCUAGUGUUCUAGGCAAACUAGAGUAGCGUUUUAGGCAAAAUUCACUGGUCAUCGUUAAUUAUUGUACUUCGUCAGUGACUGCUAAUGGCGACACUGUUGCUUCUUACAGUACUCGUGAUCAUAUUGACCAUUCUUACGCAACCAUGCGCAGGUGCUGACCUUCCCACAGGUUGGCAAGAACGAAUCCAUCAAAAGGCGCUUAACGAGAGACGAUCCCAGUUAACCACAAUGAUCAGUCCCAAUGGAACAUUUUUUGAUGACCAAGUCCUUCAUCCGGACAGCGAAGAGUAUUCCACUGGAGCUCUGCCAAGCUUCAAGUUGUGGCCGAACAACGGAAAAAAUAUUCCAUACGAAGCUGCCACUAAUCUGGGUGAUUUUACUGUUACGCAGAUUGAGCUUGCGCUGCAAGCCAUCGUGCAGCAAACAACUUCGUGCAUCACAUUUAAGAAGCGGACAACCGAAGAAAACUACAUCGCCUUCUCUGCGGGAUCGCGAUGCCAAUCACCCGUUGGGAAACAAGGCGGACGUCAGGUUAUCACGGUAACCCCAAAAUGUGCCGAGCGCGGUCUCCUUCAGCACAUGGUACUGCACGCUGUGGGGUUGUUCCAUGAGCAUCAGCGUCCCGAUCGGGACAAACACGUACUAAUUUAUGCUGACCACGCAAUAAAUGGCUCCAUGCCACGGCACUUCCGUAUACUGCACAAGAUGCCGGUGUACGGAACACCGUACGAUAUCCAAUCCAUUAUGCACUAUGGACCGUAUGAUUUCGCCAAAUCUAAGCGUAUCCCGGUGAUGAUUCCCAAGAAAGGUCGGAAGACACCGAUGGGACAGAGGGCUUCGCUCAGCCGGCGCGACUUGCUGAAGGUAUACAGUGCAUAUAACUGCAGUGUCAUGGACGCCAAUGUGGAGGGCGGCGAGCCUCUGCCGUCCUUCGCUAAAGAUUACGUCAGCCGGGAGCAGUGUAAUCUGGUUGCUGCGGUGCACUGUCAGGACUCGGAAUGGACCUUAGUCAAUUGUACGUCCAAACCCUGGCUAAAGUUAGCCUGCGACAAAGACGUUACGGAUGAGGUUGUGCUGCACUUGAGCACGGCGAUGGCUCGCUAUCCGCUACGCUAUACUGUUCUGAAUGUGUAUGAUGGAUCCCAUCUGGAUCGGGACGCCUUCAACCCCAUCCGGAGACAGAUCAUCGAAAUGAGUGUCCUCUUCUGCUACAGCCCCGUUACCACACAGCGCAUGGCCGGAUUGUAUUUUCCUAAUCUUAUCAGCUUACGCUUCAGCCAUUGCUACAACCUGAAUAUCACCAGGAGAGAUUUUACGGCAAAAAUCGCACCGAGCAGUUACACAAAAUUACGCAUCUUAGAUUUUCACCGUUCCACUAUUCAGGCGCUGGAACAAGGCACGUUCACGGAUUUACCGGCAUUACGGCUGCUGGCGAUGGAAACUAAACUGCAUUUCAUGUACUCCUUCGUGCCAGUUAUGCGGCAGUAUUUGAACCGACUGCACUGCGGCUGUACGUUUGCGUGGCUGAGGUUGUGGAGGAAGACCAACGCCCGCUUAAUGGUAAAAGCCUCAUGGUACGAAGUCUUCUUCUUUGAAGGAAUUCGUGGUAAUUAUCCGUACGACCGCCGCGAUGUUUAUUACCCCAUUGACUGCAACGUUAAACCUUUUCCCUGGACGCAUAACCAGAUCGACUAUGCGCAAAUGGAAUAUUCACUGCACGAGCCCAAUUGCACGCAUUGUAUCAAAAUGUAGAUGAACAAAGCGGAGCUUCGUAUCAUUAUUUUUAGCGGGACAACUGCCCUUCCUGAGAAGGCUGUUAACGAUUUUUUGGGUAUAGCCUAAACGUAUUCGAUGGAAUUUAUGCAACUGGACAAUCCUUAUACACCGUAGUACUGUUGAAGUUCUGAAGACUGCAAUAACCGUUAAGCGCUUUUUGUUUUCAGUUAGUUAG
Paramacrobiotus metropolitanus is the source of this 2003-nucleotide messenger RNA. RefSeq lists its product as uncharacterized. The transcript has 5 exons. NCBI's taxonomy places the organism in Eukaryota, Metazoa, Tardigrada, Eutardigrada, Parachela, Macrobiotidae. The record is from RefSeq and is a predicted model, not a curated record. Gene Ontology annotation, molecular function: metalloendopeptidase activity; zinc ion binding. Gene Ontology annotation, biological process: proteolysis. The coding region runs from base 137 to 1804 and encodes 555 amino acids.